AUGGACGCGACAGAUGACAAUAAAAACACAGUAUUAUCUGACAUUACCAAGCAAUGUCUUGAAUGCUUUGCACGUGUGGUCGCAAGUCAUGACGCUGAACUCCUCACACGAUCCAUUGAGCCACACGAGGGCACAUGGAGGAAACACGGGUCCUUUGACUUUUUGGAUUUGCAACGCAGUUUUUUCUUAUGGAUUCGUGAAACUCAAGCUCUUUCACCCACGGAAUCAUCGUUAGAUCGAAUAUUACAAGGCCUUCCCCUUAUGUCUCAAAGCGUAUCCGAGUCGUUGGGGACGAUUCUGAGGAGUCUGCGUCACAUUGAAGACAAAAUAGAGAGUGGUACGUUUUCUGCAGACGAGGCAUGCGCGCCAGCAAAACAGGACUUUCUACAAUCAUGGGACCUAUAUUGUCAGGGAAUCGACAUUGGAAUUGGCUUCCUCGAUAGGACAGCCGACGACAUUAAAAAACAUUCUGCCCAACGGCUCGAACACCGAAUGACAACAACUUCUGAUUCUGAGUUUGGUAAGGAAAUCGUGUCACUGGUCCAACGCAGAUUCCCAUCCGCUGGUAUCGCAUUAUGUCGACAAUUGGGAGAUAGCAUAACCAUCAGACGUGAAAAACUAAUCGACAAGAGACGAAACUGGUCAGCUAGGACGGACCACACCAAAGUCUCUUUACCGGAUCCACGAGGACCAUCACUCGAGCGACUUGACGAACCACCUGAAAAGGCUCCUACAACACUCAUGAGCAAUACUUCCACAGAUCAACAAGACUCUUUGGAUUAUCCACCCCUUCCGACAAUCGCCCCUGGGAAGACUCACGUCCGAUGUCGGCUUUGCUGCAUGAAAUUAAAGAUGGAAGGUUCUGAAGAGGAGAAUACGAAUCACUGGAGACGACAUAUCGAUGAAGAUGUCAAGCCUUAUGGUUGUCUGUUUCCGGAAUGUUCCAAGUCUCUUCGUUACUUUGUUCAUCGUCAUGAAUCGGAGUCUCACAUGUUGUCAGCACAUUACAAGGACUGGUUGAGAAACGUCCACGCAUCGACCUGGUUCUGUGAUUUGGGCCACAGCCCUCCUGUUAAGUUUAAAACAGAAUUACUGUGGAAAGAACACAUACUGGACUCUAGAUGGCAUACAAAGGGAGAGAGACGACUCACUAAAUUGCAACUUGACGAUCUUUCUUCCCGGAAGCAACUAAAUGCACCUCGCGGUCAAUUUGCAUGUCCACUAUGCGAACGGGUUCCCGAUGAGCUCUCGCAAACGGUGGCAGAAGGAAAUGGAGAUCCGGACGAAAUGAACAAGAUGCUCGUGUCGCAUGUAGCGAGCCAUAUCAAGUCACUAUCUCUGAUGGCUAUACUGUCUGUGGAGGAAUCUGCGAAGAAAAUCACAGACACUGAAAAUGACUCGUUGGUUUCACAAGGCAUUCCUGCAAAAGACGGUUGA
Molecule: messenger RNA, 1437 nt
Organism: Fusarium pseudograminearum CS3096
Lineage: Eukaryota; Fungi; Ascomycota; Sordariomycetes; Hypocreales; Nectriaceae
Exons: 2
Coding region: 1-1437 (478 amino acids)
Source: RefSeq, a predicted model, not a curated record